Molecule: messenger RNA, 904 nt
Organism: Vespula vulgaris
Lineage: Eukaryota; Metazoa; Arthropoda; Insecta; Hymenoptera; Vespidae
Product: dynein regulatory complex protein 8-like
Exons: 4
Coding region: 48-659 (203 amino acids)
Molecular function (GO): calcium ion binding
Source: RefSeq, a predicted model, not a curated record
UAUAUUUCAUAUAAAUCCAUUCCAUGUAACUGAUUUCAAUCGACAAUAUGGUUGAUACAGAAUAUCCGAUUGAAGUAGGUCGAUUAUCUAUACAAAAAAAUAUUAGUGAGAGAAGAAUAAGCAGACGAGAAAGUUUAAAAUUGCUUGUUGAAGAACCAACAUUGUUAGAAAAAAGGCUGUGCGAAGCUUUUGAUAUAUUUGAUAAUGCAAGAAAUAAUGAAGUGGAUGUUAGAGAUUUGGGUACCAUUAUAAGAGCAUUAGGAUGUGUUAUUACAGAAGCAGAACUACAAGAAAUACAGGUUCAAGUAGAAGAUGUAAUAAAUAAUUGUGUACCAUUGAACAAAUAUAUAGAAUAUAUGUACAAAGCAAUUACUGAACGCAAAUUUAAACCUGCAGAACCUGAAGAUCUAUUAAAAGCAUUUCAAUUACUAGAUCCUGAAAAUCGUGGUUAUAUUAUGAAAGAUGAUUUAGAAAAAACUUUGAUGGAAAUAGGAGAGCCUUUUACUAAAGAUGAAGUGGCUGAAAUGAUGGCAGUUGCUUGUGAUCCAAUAACAAAAAAAGUUUAUUAUGAAUAUUAUAUCAAUUUGUUGAUUGUAUGUAUGAUUAUUUUUACUUUAAAUUCAUUUCAUGAUUGGCAUUUUCUUUACCAAUUGCAAUAAAAUAAUUGUCAUAUUUAUGACAUAUGAUAUAUGACUUAAAUGAAAUACUUAAAGAUAUAUCUCUUCAAUACAUUCAUGUGUGAAGAACUUAAUCACUUAUAGGUAAAACUCCCAAAGGAUAAAAAUGCAUAUGCAAUAGUUGAUCGAAUGGAAAUAGAAAAAUUAGAACUUAUGCCAAAAAAACGUAAAUUAGAAAGUCUUCUUAUGGAAGCUGAAGAAAAAGAAUUGAAUAUUUAACACUAUUA